Symbiodinium necroappetens is the source of this 3495-nucleotide messenger RNA. NCBI's taxonomy places the organism in Eukaryota, Dinophyceae, Suessiales, Symbiodiniaceae. The record is from the annotation of a GenBank genome assembly.
AUGACAUCCGAGCCAUUCCGGGAAUCUGGAUGUGGGCACUGCUUGGGAGUGCUGAUGCUGCUAUAUGGACUAUUCAACACGUAUCUUUUCAUUAAAUUUACACCCGUCUACACCGCCACAUCGUGCGGUGAUCAAACGGCCUUGUUGAAGAAGUUCGAGGUCGGGGACUCCAUUCACGUAGGUGUGGAAAUACACGUGCUGUGCUCUAACCCCAACCCCUACGAUGUCAAGAUUUUGAAUGACACGCCCGGUCAUGUGUACGUUGGCAAAGAUCGAGGUACAAAUGUUGGUGUGCUUACACUUUUGGAAGGCUCAACACUCCCGUCAGAAGGACAAGGAACUAUCAAAGUAUAUAUGGACAGUCGAAUAUCCAAAGACUCGUCUGGAACCUUGGCCGAGCAAUUCCUUGGUAAAGGCGAAAUUCCAAUCUACCUGGAGCUGAAGUUCAACGUUGGGGUGGAUGUCAGCUUCGGACUGCAGCACUUCGGGACCACAGCUCCUUUUGACAAGAAGUGCGGGAUGAAUAUUGGUGGAAUGUUUGAGCGAUCGCAGAACAAGCUCGGACCGAUGCUUUGCCGCGGCAGCUUCGACGAGCUAGGCGAUCUCCCGCACUUGGGCGAGGCAGUUCCAGGCGAGAUGUCCUUUUCUGCCGCACAGAUGGAUCCAGAUCGGGUGCAAAUGGGCGAGCGACUAAAGAACAUUGGAAUUCUGGGUGUUGGUGGAUUUUGCUAUCUGCUCGGCUUUUUCAUGACCUACACCUGGUUCCAGAAACUCUGGGCCGUGUGUCAGUCUGGUCCAGCUCUACAGCGGGCAUCCAGCCGAACAGUUUCGCGGGAUGGAUUGACGAGUUCGUGCAUUCGUGCAAGAAGCGGUAACUUGCUAGAGACUGAGCAGCCGGAGCAGAUGCCAUGGCACCGGGGUUUGCUUGGUGGUCUUGGCAAGGACAGGCAUAGGCCCAAGCGGAGCCAAUUGGAUGAACGCUCAAAGCUAAUCAGUUUGCUCUCCUGUGGCAUGAUCAAGUGGACGCGUGGAAUGGAUGGAGGGCAGCCGACAUUGUUGUACGAAUGUAGCCGCAGCCUGCGCGAAGGGCAGGCAGCCGUUGGUGUGGCCGUGCCAGCCAGUGGCGAAGUCAACCUGGAUUGCAGGCACGAGGUCAAGAUCGCAGACUUCGGCUUGUCCAAGUGCUUACGACGAGUUGGAGAACAAGAAGCAGGAAUGACAGCCUGCGGAACUUUGGACUACUUGGCACCAGAGGCGCUGCGAGACGACAUGCCGGUGCUGUUCCGGAAGACAUGGAGGAGCAUGCGAGCACGACCUGGGCUGCGGCGGCUGGCCAACCACAUCAUCAAGUCCGUCGCUAAGGGACAUGGACGUCGAGUGAUUCUGGAUGCUCGCGAUGACGAAAUUGUUAGGAUGAAAAGUGAGAUGCAUGAGAUGAUGCGGAUCCAGCAGCAGGGACUGGAAAUGCUCAAGGUCGACAACGACGACAAGGAGAAGAACAGCAAAAAUCAAAAGAAGAAGCACAAGAAGAGCAAGCGGGACGAUUCGUCUCCAUCCUCCAUUGACAACAAAGCUCUAACGAAGCUGCUGAUGAAAGUUAUCACGAAUACAAAGGAGGACAAGGAUGCCACCAGCAAGCGGAUCCUCGAGCCGGAGCCGCUCGAGCCUUUGCUCCAAAGCAAGACUGAUGGCAUUGAACCUGUGUGGCAGGAUGAAGUCACUGUGCCUGAGGAUGAGGCUGCUCCGGAGGAAGUUGACUGUUGUGAUGACGAUGACAUGGGCAUUCCCUCUGGUCAUAAUGAGGGCACUCUAGCGUCGGAAGACGUCUCUGAGGAGGUGUGGUACUCAGUGGAGGAGUUCCCAGAUUUCCCAGCCGGGCAUUGGUACAUGACCGACAAGGCCCGAUUUUCGCUCACCAAGACGAUGACGAUUUACCUGCGUUUCUACAGGGGGGGGGGGGCGAUCCAGACUGCUACGAAGCCUGAUGACCUGAUCUGUUCCCAGAGGGUGGCAUCGGCACUUCUUCUGGCGAAGUUCCCGCCCAAUCGAACUGUCCUGACGCUGAGCCGGAGUGACAGUAUCCACUGGGGGCGCGCCGUCCGGCGAGGCCCCGGCGGUCACAGCAACGACGAGCGAUCGCAGCGGCAGGCCAAGCCUGGCACGGUUACCUUUUCUGCGAUCAAGGCCAUUGAGGUCGUGAAGUAUAGCUGCAAAGCUUCAGCGACAAAGAUGAGCGGGGGCGAGUCGAAGUGCUCGUCGGGAUUCGCCCAGAGGGCUGGAGCUAUCCACAAUGCCUUUCAUGUUUUUGGUGAGGAAUGGGAGCCCUCGCUCUCAGAGUACCCGGCUGUCGGGCUCACGGCUUACCGCCAUCCGAACUGGGGGUCCAUGCCGAAGAUCGGCUACCGUGCCACGUUCUGGUCCAACUUUCCGAGCUUGGUGGCCGACGGCUUGCUCCGGGGUGGUGUUACACUCGGCGGGGCGGAGGUUGAGUUCGCAAUUGACUUGCAGCUCACGUGCUUGGAAGGGUGUCGCAUAUUUGAGACCAAGAACGAUGUGCCGAAGACACUUGACUGGCUUUCCAGCAGAUUCCUCAUUAAGGCGUAUCUGGAACGAGACGAGACCGGGCCAGUCUUCAAUGCCGACUUGGCCGAUCGCGCGGUGGAGGGCGUUUUCAACGUCGAUGGAUGCAUCAUCCAGUUUGAGCACAACAGCAGUCUGGACGGGGCGCUGGCAGAGUGGUGCAGCAGUGCAGCUGCAAGCUUUUCAGUCCGAGUGAUGUUUUUCACCUCGCUGAGCUUGCGGAUCUGCGGGCAGAAGCCUUGCCAAGGUGGCAGCAACGUUGGCUUGAUGUACCUCGCACCGAGGUCGCCGAGGUCCAGUCUCAAUGCCCGCUUGCGUGAGCACACUCGCGAGGAGCAUGAUCAGAAGCAGAGCGUGGCAGCGACUCUCAAGGCCACGUGCAAAAAGGCCGUCGCCAAAACUGCAGAGAGAAGGCACGCAGACAUGCCCACGCAGCUGGCCAAUGAGCCGUUUAUUGCUUUCAACUUCAUGUCUAAGCGGAUGACAUUGAGGUCGAUCGACGAGAUCGAGAUGUUCGCCAGAGAAGUGCGGCCACGCAUCGACCCAUUUACCAUCCUCACACAAGAGGUCCAGCCCUUGACGUGGACUGUGCGCGAGAUUAUGGCUUCUAACAACACAGCCACACGUUUCUCCGUUGAGCGCAAGCGCAGCUGGCUGAGUGAGACGCUUGGUCCGGCGUGGAGCAUCGCCUACAGAUCAACCGAUGCCAUCCAGCGCAACCAAGGCUGGGCGCACAGCAAGGUAAAGGCAGGCCAAAGGCACCUGCAGUGCCGCCACGCGCCGUUUCCGCCACAGCUUCAGGUCCCGCGCCGUCCGGCCAAUACAGACGUCAACUGGGAGUAUCAGAACGCCUGCGGCGAAGCAAUUGCUCAGCAAUUCGAACACCUCAGGGACACUUUCUACAAAGUUCUCUGA